Toxotes jaculatrix (banded archerfish) is the source of this 8947-nucleotide messenger RNA. RefSeq names its product sickle tail protein-like. Lineage: Eukaryota; Metazoa; Chordata; Actinopteri; Toxotidae. The record is from RefSeq and is a predicted model, not a curated record. Gene Ontology annotation, cellular component: cytoplasm. The transcript is spliced from 23 exons. Bases 235 to 5634 code for a protein of 1799 amino acids.
CACAAACAACGUCCGACAGAGACCAAAGUAACUUUUAAACCGACGUGAAGCUCUGAGACUGGAGUUUACUCCUACACCUGAGCUGGACGGUGCUAGCUUAAAGUUAGCACUCUGGAGUGACUGCACGCUGGCAGCUUUUCCCUCCAGGUAAGAAGUCUCCGGCCCUCUGAAAGCCCCCUCUGUGUAGGUGUGCUGGGCUUGGUGGAGCAGCAGGACCCUCUAGUUUCAGAGACCAUGUCCGAAGGAGAGGUGCUGCCACCCACAGUCCCCUUUUUAAGGGGCUGCAAAGCCAGGGCAAGUCUACCUGUGGGUCGCUCCAGUGGUCAGCCAAGAGAGAGGCCGCUUGGUGUGUUGUACCUGCAGUAUGGGGAGGAGACGAAGCAGAUCAGGAUGCCGGAUGAGAUCAGCAGUCGGGAGACUCUGCAGGCUCUGUUUGUCACUGCCUUCCCCCAUCAGCUCACCAUGAAGAUGCUGCAGUCUCCCAGCAUGGCCAUCUACAUCAAAGACACCAGUCGCAAUGUCUACUAUGACCUGGAGGACGUCAGAAACAUCACAUCCCACUCCUGUCUGAAGGUUUAUCAUAAAGACCCAGCACAGGUGUUCAUCCGCCAUGCCAGGCCUGCCAGCACAGAGGGGAGGAUCUCCAAAGAGAUGUUGUACGGCAGUCACAGUCCAGUCCACACGCUGUCGUCGUCCAACUGCAGCACCCUGCACGGCCUGCAGGGUUCCAUGUCUCCCCCCAUGGUCCGCUCCAUGCCCUCCUCUCCCUCCAGGAAGGCGUAUGGAGGGGGGAGCGUGCGAGGAGGGGGGCCAGGACUGGUGGAUCCAGGCAGCGCCACAUUACCGUGGGAACGCCUGCCAGGGGUGGGGCGAUCGAGCACCGUCUGCACCAGCAGCAGUGUCAUACUGGAGAGGAGAGACGUCAAGCCCGAUGAGGACGCCGGCAGCAGUAAGAGCAUGGCCCUGGUGGUGCGUGGUGAAGGAGGACCACAUUACCCAGACUCCUACUGCUCCUCCCUGCAGGACGGAGGGGGAGGUCGCUCCAGCUUCGCCUCCUCCCAGUGCAGUGCUCCUCCCUCUCUCGCUGUAAGCUUGGUCGAUGCUGGGGUCGCAGGGAUCCCAGGGGGGCUGCAGCAGUACCGGGCCUCCAUUAAACCCCUGAUGGGCUACAGAGAGAGCAUGGAUCACUCGACCUGCUCCCUCCACAGGCAGAAGAGCAGGAAGUAUGGAGAAAGCCAGUUCCCUCCCCUGGGAACCAAAACCUCACCUGCUUCCCCUCACAGAGUCAGUGACGUCCGGAUGAUUGACGGACAGAUCACCGGAGGUGUGGGCCUCAUGUCUCCAGAGAGGAUGUCACCGAUUCGCCGGUCCCUGCGGCGGGACAGUAAUGGAGGCACGGUGGAGAUCAUAAACAGGAGCAGAGGAGGUGGCUCGUCUUCCUCUGCUUCAUCUGUAUUUGUGGACAGCCCUCAGGAGCAACCUGAGAGAUUGUUUCAGGGUCAUGUGACUGCCAGCAAUGACCAGAGUGAGAGAAUGAAAGCCAUGGAGGAGCAGUUAGCCAGCCUGGCAGGGCUGGUGCACCACGCUUUGUCUAUGGGAUCAGAUGUCCCAGGAGUCGAGGACACUGUCAGUGAGAACGCUGGACGCAAACUCCUCAACAACAGACCUGUGUCGUCUGAGCCUCAGAACUCUGCCACCUUGAUUGACGGCUUCAGUCCCGCCCCUCUGGCUCUUCAGGCCUCUGACAGCCGCCUGCAGCACCGCUUGGUGCUAGCAAAGAAAAGUGUGUGUGAGCUGCGACUGCAACUGAGCCAACUCAGAGACUUACAGCUGUCAAACCAGGAGACCGUGAGUUCGAUGCUGCGGAUGGCAGGUCAGGAGCUGAUGCUGCUGAUGUGUGAUCGGCUGGCUCAGUCUGAGGAGGCAGCGUACAGACGGAGAGCUGAGAUGGAGGAGGAGAGGAUCCACUACCUGGCUAAAGAGGACAGAAUUCUCAAACAGAUCAGUGAAGUAGAGGACUAUGUGGACCGUUUGCAGAGAAGCUCCGCCUCCAGUCCUGGACAGCUGUCAGUCACUUUGAGAGACGUGGAGGAAGGAGCAGUCGGCCUGCGGAGGGUUGGAGAAGCUCUGGCCGCCCUUAAAGGCGAGUUUCCAGAGCUGCAGGUGAAGAUGCGCUCAUUGCUGAGGAUGGAGGUGGAGGCGGUGCGUUUCCUGAAGGAGGAACCUCACAAGAUGGACUCCAUGUUAAAGAGGGUCAAAGCCCUGACUGACGGCCUCAGCUCUCUCCGCAGGUGUGUGUCAGAGUCAGCCUCUCCCAGUAGGUCAGCCCAGGUGGAGCCUCUAAAGGUCCUGGAAACAGACCAGGGACCCAUGAGGACUCCGAGCCCUAAGAGCCCCCCCAAACCGCCGCUUCGAUCCUCUGUCAGAUCCCCUCUUCCCACCCCAGCUCUCUCUGGGAGUCAGGCUGAGGUGAGCCAGGUGGGCUCAGCCUCCCCCGUUUUGGCCCAGAGAAUGAUGAGCACAGCAGCCACGGUGACCCACCACCACCAACACCACCAUCCCAGUCCCCCACUGAAACCCACCCAUGGACAAGACUCACCCACUGUGGCCAAGGUGAGUCCUCGCAGCAGAGAGGGCAGUCCGGCCCUGCAGAGGAGACUGGGCCCUCCGCAGUCCAACGGGACAUCAACACAAGGGAGCCACACUGACCAGACCACCGUAACACACACACAGACGCACACUGAGACUACAGAGGGAAGUCUAAGUGGACAAACCAGCAGUACAAACCAGUCCAGCGGCAGCCAAGCCAAGCAGACAGUUAGCUCCGACUCCUGUCGGCCUCCAUCCUCCAACGCCAGCACAGAUGUUCACCGGGGCCUCCAGGAAGCCCAGGCCAGCCUGAUGGAGUCCAUUCCUAAUCUGAAUGUGUCGGAUACCAGAGAGUGUCCCUCUGAGUCUGCCUCAGGACAGAACACACCUUUGGACCUGACAGUGCAAGCCUCAGUGGAGCAGCAGCAGCCUGAUACUCAGCUUAGUGAUGAGAUCAUCUCCAGCCAGUUACAACCCUCAAACACAGCUCCAGCAGCAUCCUCUCAGCCUCCUGCAGCCACUGCGACACCUCCUCCAUCAGCUGCUUCCAGCGCAGAGCGCGGCAGCCGCCCACCGGUAGAGAAACCCCGACGCUCCAGUGUGGACAAGGAGAUGAUGAAGCAGAGUGCAGACAGAGCUGGCCGGUCUCCUCCUCCUCCUCCACGAAGGGUCCAUGCUGUCAAUGCAGGUCUUACCACAGGAAGGUCAGGAGAGGUGACCUUCACCACCAGGAAAGACAUGGCUGGAGCGCAGGACGAGGGGGAGAAAGAGAAGCCAGAGAAAGAUCGCCCUGUGGUUCCUCAGCCCAAACCUCCAAGACAGCUGCCAGAGGUCAAACCUAAGCCCCAGAUGUGUGUUCCUGCACCUUUGGCUCUUGUUUCCACUUGUUCCACCCCUGCUACAGCCUCAGCACACAGGGGGGAGGAGGAGGAAGAGGAGGAGGAGGACAGCAAAUUCAUGAAAGAAGUGCAGGUGACUACAGAACUGUCAAAUAAAAAUGAUUUGUCAGGUGGAAAUAAGCAAUGGAAAGGACAGUUGAGGACAUCGUCAACAUUACGUGUGGCCAAUCAGAAGCCUUCUGACUCAGCAACAUGUGAGCACCAGUCAGCUCCUCGGUCGGGAAAUACAGAUGUCUCCACUCAUAAACUCAUAACAGCAGCUGGACUGGAAGGACUCAGCAAGGAGGUGGAGGUUCCCCCACCUGCCGCUUCGCGUGAUGGAGUUCCGAGGAAUGGAGAGCUGCCCCCACUAAACCAAAAGAAAGUGGAGAAGAUGGAGGCCCUUAGAGUUCCAACUUCACCCAAAGAAAAUGAUCUUAUUGUAAACACUGAUGAACAGAAUAACAGGGAGUUUGUUGGGAACGUGCGCUCCCCAACCACAGCAGAAAAUAAGGUCAAGUUUACGACAGUUGUUACUCUGAAAAAAGGAAAGACGCAAGGAACUGACCUCACAUGUCCCGACCAAACCAGUGGAAAAGCUGUCAAAGAGGUCCCAGCUGAGAAGAGGUCCAAUCUGACGGUUAUUGUAACUUUACAAAAAGAAAACGGCUCGACAGACUCGUCGCCGACGGUUCAGCAGGAUAAGUCCCUGAGCUCGGAUCAGGAAGGUCUCGCUUCUCCUCUUGUUCAAAAACCUUCCCCGCCUUCGCCUGGCCUGACUCACAGCUACAGCAGCAGCAGCAGGCAGCAGAGCCAGGACGCAGCACUGCAGGCGUUCAGGAACCAAUCACUGUUCACAGAAGAAGGAGGAAGCCUGAGCCCUGAUACUCUGGAAGAUGAGGGACCUCCUCCACCACCUCCAGUGGGUAAAAUCAGCCUUAGGAUCUCCAAGACCAGGGUCAGGUCACAGUCCAAACAGGAAGACCUGGCCAAAAUGAAUGGCUCUGACCCACAGACUGUAAGUGGGGACAGCACUGGUGAAUCCGCUUAUCUGGUACAUGAGAACCAAGGUUUUGAGGACGGUGAUGACUUUGACAAGAAACCUAUUAUUGUUAUCUUUAACGAGCCUAUGGACACUCUGUCAGCCUACAAACGUCUGUCCACCAUCUUUGAAUGUGAGGAAGAUCUUGACGGGAUUCUGUCUCCGGAAAGUAUAGUGGCUGAAGAGCAGACCCAGCAGGAAGAGGACAAACAGGAUGUGAGAAAACUUUGCAUCUCUGAAAUAAAUACGAGGCGAGACGUCACGGGGAACGGUCAGAAUCAUCUACAUCAAAGACCUUCAGCAGGUAGUGACUCGGUUCAUGGAAACCAAAACCAGGGUAAAGCAGACUUGCUCAGAAAGACAGAGACCAAAAGGAAAUUCAAAUUCAAGUUCCCGAAAAACAAACUAGCGGCAAUCAGCCAGGCCAUUCGGACAGGGAGCAGGACAGGAAAGAAGACUCUCGAGGUUGUUGUCUUAGAGGAGGAGGAGGAGAUGGCAUCGGACAGCAAGCCAGUGAAGGAGAACGAGAAGCAGACAAAGGAGUCCAAGAUGUCUCACACCAACAGUACCAAAUAUUUCAGCUUGGGUGAAGGCAAUGGCUGUGACAGAGACCUCAAGGUGUCCUCUCACAGACACUCCAAACCACACAGCCGGGUGGAGAAGCUCUGCCAGAGUACGUCAAACUCUAUCGACAGCCUGGAGGAGUCCAUUAAACAGCUGGGAAUCAGUGUGGAUAGUAUAACUGCCCCUUCCUCCCCCUCCUCCAGCCUGUCCUCACCUCCUCAGUCCCCCAAUUCUGUCUCUUCUGAGAGAGCCCACCUCAAAAGACAAGUCCAACGAGAAAGGGAGAAGAGCCCGUCCAAGAGGCCGGCCCCUCAGAUCCUCAAAGGCCCAACUCCACCUCAGAGUAAGAGGGUCAAACCCCAGCCUCCACACGACAGAGGGAAAACCUCCUCCAAGAGACAGACAUCCAGCAGCAGUUCCAGCUCAUCCGCUCUGCGACCUCACUCCAAGUCCCGCCACUCGUCGGGCUCCUCAGGCUCACCGGAGAAGACGCCUAAGGGUCAGCAGCAGGCCGCCCCGAAACAGCCCAGCCAGCCACGCGUUGUUUCCAUCCCACGCUAACGCCAGCUCGGCCCACCGCGGGCUUCGCAGCGGCAGCAAACAUCAGCACCACCUCGUCCUCGCCUCUACCUCCACCUCCAGCACCGCCUCCACCUCCCAGCACACCUACCACUCUUCGUCCUCCUCGCCCUCCUCCUCCACCUCCUCCUCCCUGUCCCCCACCUCAUCCUCAUCCUCCCCUCCCUCCCCCUCCUCCUCCCUCCUCCCCACCACAGUGAGUCAUGGGGCGAGGAGCGUCCGAAUGUCGGCGUCCAACCCCAGCUCUCCGUGCCACGCCAGGAAACGCACGGGAAGCCAAGCUGGCCCACUCGUGCGCACCGUGGCAACAGCCUCGAGGGACACGGCGUGAUGGUUUCAUGUUUGCAUCUGGGAUUUAUGUUUUAAAAACAUGUAAGUGAAGACAGAGACGAAUGGGACACAGACAACUGAUGUGCUUGAGAGAAAAAAAAAAAGCCAAAAUGUACAGUUCCUACAGCAAUACGGUGUGAUGUUUACCUCUCCGCGCGGUUUGGACGGGUUGGGGACAAAGAUAAGACUUGUAAAACCAGAAACAAGAUCAACUCAGACCUGGUACACUUCUAAACCACACCACUGCCACACGCUGUGCAUCAUAGCAUCGCCUCCACAGCCUGACACAUACAGCAGCAUAUAUUAUUAUGGGCUGGUUUCAGCUCAUCAAAGAUAUUCCUGUAUCAGCCAACAGAUAACAAACGGCAGCACGCUAGCGCUACCACGACAUCCUUUACUCACUGGAGAGUUUAUUUUUUAACUGGGAAAUGAUCCAUUCAAGACAAAUCUUGGUCACAGUUCUCUAAUGAUAUUUAAGGAUUUUUUUUGAUUUAGCAGGCUGUGCCUUGUACUCCAGCAGGGAGCAUCACCUCGGCACACAGGGCCGAUGCCCUGCUCUGCUCUCAGCUGCUUUUUCUCAGUGCUGUUUGAAGGCAGCUGGACUCACAUGAGGUUCUUCAAGAUGUUUCUCCUCUCAUCUCAAUGAGUUUUCAUUUGUGGACAGUGAUGUUCAAAUUUUUGGACAGAGACGACAGAGAGAGGAGUGAAAGAAGACAACUACGUCAAACUGGAACGACCUGCACUCAACAUAGAGUCCCAGCAGUCCCCAUGAAGUUUUGGGUUCCCCUCCCCAGGCAGCUAAACAUCCAUUCACACCCUGACUCGUGUGACCCUAACAACUCACAAUGACACCUGGACUCUCCACCAGUCAGUUAGAACUGAAGAGGCCUCUCAGAUGAAGGUGAAACGUUUCUGAGAAGCUCUAGGAAUGCCUUCGUACAGCACUUAGAAAUACCACGAUGGAGCUGGAUGACUGAGAAUCUUCACAGACACUCAGCAAAUUCUUCCUUUACACACACGAGUGAGUGACUGUACAGACAAGCCGGCCAUCUGAGGAGUAAUGUCAAGAAGAAUUCUGGACUCUUGGAUGAGCCCCAAGAUGUAAAAUUAGUGGAUAAAGGUAAAGACUUUUUUUCUAAAACAUUGCCUGUCACUCAGUAAGGCAGUGGAGGCAGCACAGACAUCAGUUCUACAGCAGCUCUGCUGAGGAUUAUGGGAGGUCAUACCGUCUGUACACACCUUACGCAGUCCUGAGAGGGGCUCAGAGAGAGCACAGGUGUGGUGGGCCUUUAAAAAUCCUGAUCCUCACCAGAUAUAUCCAUGUCAUGACUGAUAUCCAGGCUCCUGCUCCUUGGCUUGCUCUUCCUGUCAGCUGAUGGCACAUCACAGAGACACUUCAGUCAGAGGUCCACAGUGGGACCUGCAGGCCCACCUUUAAAUAGAGCAUGUUUCUGAAGACAUUCGCUGGUCAGCUACAGCUGAGAGGAUUAGUUCUUCCGGAGAAGAAACUAGUCAAAUAACACACCGUCAUUAGUAUUAUCAUUAUUAUUAUUAAAAUAUUGUGUUUUUGAUGAACCCAUGUUUCCUUGAUCUGCUUAGUUUGCCUCUUCAACAGUUUCCUCCUCAAACAGACUUUGAACCUGUGACUUUCUCCACAGGGAAACAUCAUCAUCACCUUUAGCUGUGUGUACAGAUGUGCUCAGAACAUCUGGAUACAGGUUACAGACAAUCAGACGCUGUGUGAUGGAAUUUCUUAACUGUUGUUUCACUAUAAUGUCACAGGUCAAGAUGCAGAAUAACAUGAAUUAGAAUAUAAUCUGAAUAGAGGAGAGUUUAUUUUUCUUCACACACUCGCUCAGACCUGUAAGGUGUGUGUGUGUGUGUGAUACAGUGUGUGUUUCAUUUAACACUGUUGAAUAUAUUUCUAUCAAAAUGUAGAGCUCUAUAAGAAGUUGUGAUGAUCAAUAUACAGAGUUUAUACAAAGACAAUCCUAUAUGUCCUGUUCAUGUCAGUGCAGAGCUUUUAUGUUCAUAAUAUAUAUAAGAAUAAUAUGUAUAUUAGAUAUUAUUGUGCAUAUGCAACCCUGUGUCUAUUGUUGAGUUGUUUGACGUGAUUCUUGCCAUAAAAAAAGAACUUUUUUUUUUUUAAACUGUGCAGGCUGAGUUCACUGUCACAGACACCUUCAGUGUAUAAAAUGAAAGCCAUAAAGAAUAAAGGCACAUGUCAGAGUCAGAUGAGAAGAUGGAGGUCUUGGUGGAGGUAUGUUCAGGACAUGUAUGACCAUCUGUUUGCUCCUUCAAAGGGAAAAAAAAGCCUUUCUACUGCAGACAAACACUCAGCAGGGUUUUGUGUGUUGUCCACUUAUGGAAAUGCAGCCCUAUAUUACCAGCACUUCAUAUUAAUAUUCUACUGAUCUAAAAGAAACAGAAUGAGAUCACACUGCAGGACAGAGGCGAGACCAACAAACAAACAGGGAGACAACAUACUGAUUCCUUACAUUCCAGCACUUACUGCUCCUGACACCUUUGCCUUCCUCUGUCUUUCUCUGCUGUCUUCUUUGGUUUAUUUUACUCUGUGUGUUUGUCAGCAAAAACACACCAAAGUGGUUUGACAGUGAUUUAAGACACUCUGUGGACAUUUUACUGUAUUGUGUAUAAUGUUUAUUAUUCAAUGCUAAAGGCUCAGUCUCACUGAAACCUUCACUUGUAUGCAAACUGUUUUUAUAAAAAAAAGUUUUGUUGUUGUUGAAUCAGAGUGUGAGCCUGUGCAUGCUGUCAGUCAGUCCGUGUCUUCUGGAAGACUCGAGCCUCCUGUGAGGGUGGAGAACUAAUAAAGGGCUUCACAGUGUCCAAACAUCAGUUGCUCCUUCUGUCCGGCUUCAUUUCACAGUACAGUGCUGCGCUGCGUCAGCAGGGGGCAGCAGAGUCCUGAUGAUCCCAGAGGGGUCCGGCUCAGGUCCAGCUG